AUGUUAACAAAAGGAAACACUUCUCCAAUGUUCUACCGGAUAUUAGCCCGGUUUCCCUCGAAUUUCACUUUUUGCUUCGCGUACGGAUCGGGAGUAAAGCAGCAGAUAGGAUAUGAUUCUUCUAAGAAGAAGACAAACAUGAUCGAUUUGAUCUACACGGUCGACAAUGUUCAUCGGUGGCACGCUAGUAAUCUAGACCGGAAUCCGGACCACUAUUCUGGCCUUAGAGUUUUGGGUAGUAAUUUCAUCGCUCGAUACCAGGAGACUCUGGGGGCGAAAGUCUUCUUCAACACAUUGAUACCUAUCAAGGAAGAGGAUGUGGUUAUCAAAUAUGGAGUUAUUUCCACCAAAGAUUUGAUUGAAGAUUUAACGGAUUGGACACAUUUGUAUUUGGCCGGGAGGCUACACAAACCAGUGGAGAUCAUUCGAACGGCGUCGAAUUCCAAGAUCCAGAAUGCUAUCGAGUGUAAUCUAAAAUCUGCGGUGCAUGCUGCGCUGCUGUUGCUGCCGGAACAAUUCACAGAGUUCGAGCUAUAUAGGGCCAUAUCUAACCUGAGUUAUGCAGGAGAUUUCCGUAUGAUAUUCGGCGAAAAUAAAGACAAGGUGAAUAACAUUGUUCGACCACAGUUGGAAGGAUUUCGUAGUCUUUAUGCGUCGACACUCAAAGAAUUGAGUCCUGUGCUGCAUCUCCCGUCGAAAACCAGCGAUAAUUCCGUCUGCACUCAGGAUCAGUCCAAUAAAACUAUUCUGUAUCAUCUGAGUCGUCUCCCAAAAUGGCCCGUGCGUGUUAUUGUACACAAGAAAACCAGAGGGCGUUACAGACAGGACACCGAAGACAUACUGACUGCUAUUUCGAAAUCAUCCGAUUAUCAGGACACAGUUUUCCGAUGCCUUCGUUCGAUUGUUUGGCAGAGCAGUGUAAAGCAAUCGAUUAAAAACAUACCUUCGGCCGGUGUGAUCAAAUCCAUCAAAUACAGCUUUGCCAAAGCACUUAAAACAUUCAGCACAUAA
Messenger RNA from Toxorhynchites rutilus septentrionalis, 1011 nucleotides. RefSeq names its product phosphatidate cytidylyltransferase, mitochondrial. Gene Ontology annotation, biological process: cardiolipin biosynthetic process; CDP-diacylglycerol biosynthetic process. The transcript has a single exon. Gene Ontology annotation, molecular function: phosphatidate cytidylyltransferase activity. NCBI's taxonomy places the organism in Eukaryota, Metazoa, Arthropoda, Insecta, Diptera, Culicidae. Gene Ontology annotation, cellular component: mitochondrion. The record is from RefSeq and is a predicted model, not a curated record. Bases 1 to 1011 code for a protein of 336 amino acids.